Colletotrichum navitas is the source of this 4876-nucleotide messenger RNA. Its product is annotated as intron-binding protein aquarius. Gene Ontology annotation, molecular function: mRNA binding; helicase activity. The record is from RefSeq and is a predicted model, not a curated record. NCBI's taxonomy places the organism in Eukaryota, Fungi, Ascomycota, Sordariomycetes, Glomerellales, Glomerellaceae. Gene Ontology annotation, biological process: mRNA splicing, via spliceosome. Bases 172 to 4482 code for a protein of 1436 amino acids. Gene Ontology annotation, cellular component: catalytic step 2 spliceosome. The transcript is spliced from 4 exons.
CAAGGCUGAAAUUUUUAGAGGUUCCAAUCUCACAGGAUUUCGUCAGUCAACAAUUGCGCGCCUGCGCAUCGACUCUAGCAAGAGAAACCACACCAGGCCUGCCUUUUCCCCUCCCCAGCAUGAGAUCGCGAACAUUGGUGCCAAAAACCGUCCCGAACUAGAGUGCCCAGUAUGCCCACGGCUAAGAGACAGAAGAAGAGCAGUGAGGCUCAAGCUACGCCGUCCACUCGAUCCCAAGCGAAGGCUACCGGCGAUCGCCCAACCGUUGCCGACAUCGAGGGAGAGGGUGCCUUCGCUCAGCUGGCAAAGAAGCACUGGCUCAAGACAACUAGAAGCAAGAGGGCGGUCAAGGUCAAAGUCAAGAACGACGUUUUGAAACAGGAGAUCUGGGAUGUUUUAGAGCGCGAUGGAUUUCCGUAUAAGUCCAUUCUGACCUUGGAAAGUCUGCAAACUCUGGAGAGCUACCUUUGGCCUGGCUAUAUCGACGACUCUUCCAACCACCAUGUCUUGCUGGUGGUGUUACUGGUGAAUGCGAAGCGGCGCGAGCAACUCGAGGCAUGGAGUAUAUUCGAGGACCGCCCGGACGAGUUUUCGAGUUUGUUUCGCCGAGUUUUGUCCAUGACGCUUGAUCCAACUCUGUCGCACACAAUUCGGACACACCUGCUGUCAUUCCUGAUAUCAGCCUUCCAGAGCCUGGACUGUGCGAUUGUGAGGAAGGAAUGUGCGCCGCUGGUCUCCAUUUCGAUAUGGCACAACCUUUCAACGGAGGAACUGCGCGAGGAGAAGCUUGAACAGCACGCGCAUGUGAGAAAGGCUUGGCGAGCUGCAGGAAAGAGAUACGAUGCUGCCGACGACGCCACAAAGGCAAAGCUGCGGUUUGACCGAUCUUGGUUGUAUACCUUGAUCUUGCAUUUCUUAAGUCUGAUAUACACAGAAAAUGCCGAACCAGAUCAAGUUCUCUAUUGCGAGCGUUUAGUUGAAUUCUUGACGGACUUGCAGAGCCAGCUCCCAACCCGGAGAUAUGUCAACACUCUCCUUCUCGAUCUCCAUGUGCUGCCUGCCAUGCGUCUAUCCCCUAUGCUUAAUGAUGAAGAAAAUACUCUCCUGCGCGAUCUGAAUGCGCUUCUGCGGCACUACACAUUCUUCACGAUCGACGACCAGACGGGCGCACAGCUGAGCCGUACUGAAGCGUACGACAGACAUUGUGCGAACCUGUCAAGGCUCCAGAAGACGUCUCUGAAGCACUUUAAGGACAAGCUUACAGUCCUGGCGCUCUCAAACUACGGUUCCAUUGACAAACGGGACGAGCUCUCUGGGCUCUUGGAGCCCCUUACCGACGAGGAGGUUGUGAAGCUGGCGACACUACUUCGUCUUCGAACAGCGUAUCCUGAAUCCGUAGGUGUGAGAAUUGACAGGAAGUUUCUCAUCGAGACGCUGCUCUCCACCUUUGAACGGCGGAAAACAUUCCAGGAGGUGGCUCGCGACAUGAGUCUGGCCCCUACUGAGCAAUCCUUGUUCGAGAAUAACGUGAUGAGGACAGACGACUACGAUGGAUCUCACCCCUUAGCAUUGCCGAAGCUGAAUUUACAGUAUCUGUCUGUCGGAGACUUUCUGUGGAGAUCUCUUGUCUUGUACCGGGCGGAGGCCUUCUACGGUAUCAGGAAAGACGUGGAAUCGGCCAUCCGACGUCUUCGGCCCGAGAGUCGUAGGCCAGGAGAGACAGCUUUCCAGGGCUUCUCCAAGAUGGCGUUGCCAACCUCGAAGCCUUCGAUUCUCGAAGUUGCCCCUCCGCGUGUGGGAGAUGACAAGCCAUCUUUGGUUCGAGCAGAGAUCUCCAUAGACGUUCGCCGCUUAAAUGAUGGCAUCAGGCGCGAAUGGGACUCGCUGAGACCAGACGACGUUGUCUUCCUCCUGGCUAUCCAGGCACCGGCCGUCAACAGUAUCACUAACGGAGAUGGCGCACAUUCGGAAGCCGAGAAGCUUGGUAUCGUGUCCAUUCGAUCUGCCGAGAUUAUUCAGAUUACAGACGAAAAGGGCAAAGUGGUUCGCGAUGGUUCAGGUCACUACGACAGUCGUCGGCGGUUUCAGUUGAGGCUAGACCCCAGGACCUAUGUCGCGGAUGUCGAGCGCUCACCUUCAACUCCCCCGGAAGCUUACGAGCAGAUCAAUGUUGUCAUGCGCCGCAGCGGGAGGGAGAACAACUUCAAGCCUGUUUUGGAGUCCAUCCGCAGUCUAUCGCUUUCCGAAGUGCCAAUUGCUUCAUGGUUCCACGAAGUCUUCCUCGGCUAUGGCGACCCUGCCGGCGCAACCUACAAGCAGCUGUCGAACCGAAUCAAAUCAAUCGACUAUCGCGACACCUUCCUGGACUGGCAGCAUCUUACGGGAAGCUUGCCUGGCAAGGUUGUUGAACCUAGAGAUGACGUUUCUGGCAGCUUUGGUCCGCCGUACGUACUGGAGACCGCCGAACGACAAGCCGUUGAGCCACCAUCAAAGCCUUCCAAGAAGCGACGCCGAGGCGUCGAGCCUGCUCUCCUGGCCGAUGUCGAGACUGUAAAGGUAUCGACCUACAAGCCACCGAAUGCAGGCCCGUACCCCGUCGACGCACCAAAGCUGAAUAAGAUACGCUUCACUCCAGCGCAGAUCGAGGCAAUUACAUCGGGAACUCAACCAGGACUGACUGUUAUCGUGGGACCUCCCGGAACGGGCAAGACGGAUGUCGCAACACAGAUCAUCAACAAUAUCUAUCACAAUUUCCCCGAGCAAAAGACGCUUCUGAUAGCGCACAGCAAUCAAGCGCUGAACCAGUUGUUUGCGAAGAUUGUAGCUCUGGACAUCGACGCGCGCCAUCUUCUUCGUCUUGGACAUGGCGAAGAGGAGUUGUACACUGAAGGAAGCUUCAGCAAGCAUGGUCGCGUUGAAUCGUUCCUGGAAAACCGGGAUCGAUGCCUGCAUGAGGUGAACCGCCUGGCCGCCAGCAUUGGCGCGCCAGGUGCUCACGGCAACUCUGCGGAGACGGCCGGCUACUUCAACUCUGUCUAUAUCGCACCAGCCUGGACGAAUUUUACGGAAAUCACCAAGGCAGAUGAUACCACGGCUACUGAUGUUGUCGGAGCAUUCCCCUUCCACCAGUUCUUCUCAGAUGCGCCGCAACCACUAUUCCCGCCCGAGGCAGAUAAGGACACUGUACUGGAUAUCGCCAACGGCUGUUACCGGCAUAUUGCGAAGAUAUUCUCUGAAUUGGCCGACGCGAUGCCGUUUGAAAUCUUGCGCCGGGACAAGGACAAAGCUAACUAUCUGUUGACUAACGAAGCACGCAUCAUUGCCAUGACGUCCACUCAUGCGGCAAUGAGACGCGGGGAGAUUGCAUCUCUUGGGUUCCACUACGACAACGUGGUCAUGGAGGAAGCUGCUCAAAUCACCGAGAUCGAGAACUUCAUCCCCUUGGCCAUGCAAAAGCCGCAGAAGGGACAGAUGGGUCUGCAAAGAGUCGUGCUCUGUGGCGAUCACUUCCAGAACUCUCCAGUCAUCCAGAGCAUGGCAUUUCGCCACUACGCAAACCUUGAGCAGUCGCUCUUCUCACGACUUGUUCGUCUCGGCGUCCCAACCAUCAAUCUCGACCAGCAAGGCAGAGCCCGCCCGUCCAUCGCCAGCCUCUAUCAGUGGCGGUACCCCAAGCUAGGCAACUUGCCGCACGUCGAGGCCGAAGGUGAAUACCUCGCCGCAAACGCAGGCUUCAAGUACGACUACCAGUUCAUCAACGUUCCAGACUAUAAGGGACGCGGAGAGACAGAACCCACCCCUCACUUCAUUCAGAAUCUCGGAGAAGCCGAAUACGCGGUGGCCGUAUACCAGUACAUGCGACUGCUGGGUUAUCCGGCUUCGAAAAUUAGCAUAUUGACAACUUACGCUGGCCAGCGAGCCCUUGUGAAGGACGUCUUAGCUCAUAGAUGUGCUAACAAAGUGGUUUUCGGAAUGCCCAAGGUUGUGACAACUGUGGACAAGUAUCAGGGCGAACAAAAUGAUUACAUCAUUUUGUCGUUGACUCGCACAUCAAGGGUCGGAUAUCUACGUGACAUUCGUCGCAUGACGGUUGCGCUCUCUCGUGCUCGUCUCGGACUGUACAUCCUCGGCCGUCGCGAGAUCUUCGAGGCAUGCUACGAGCUGCGGCAAGCGUUUGAGCUGCUUCUGUCCCGCCCCGAUAAACUUAUGCUUGUCACCGGCGAGCUCUACCCUACGGAAAGACUGUUGACUGGCGACGUCAAUGCAGAAGUGCCAGGAGAAGCGUGCAUGGAGGGAGUGGAGCAUCUGGGGCAGUACGUAUUCGAGAUGACCAAGACCAAGGUCAACCAGUUGCAAGCGGAGAGCGCGAUACCCGACCAUGGUAAGAUGGAGGUGCAAGAGACCCCGCUGGAAGACGUAGAAGAGGUCGAAGAGGACGGGGGCGACGUUGAGGUAGAGCCUCUUGUCGAAGGGGAGGAGUGAAGAACGCCGUGGCAGGCGAGGCCAUAAUGAACGCCUGUUGGUUGUAACGAGACGCAGAACUUGACUUGAGUGGGGGCAAACCUGUGGGACAGCAAUCCCGGUUGGCUUUUUACAGCAUCUAGGGAUCUGGGAUGACGAGGAAAUCGAGGAAACAAUAAUGUCCAGAUGCCCAUAUAUGCAGGACCGGACUGGCAAGAUAUCGACGUCGCUGAGCUGUACCCACCACUUGCUGCAAUGGGCUACUAAUUAGCAUGUCCUCUGUCGAAAUAUCCCAAGUGACUACCUCGAGCCCGUGCACUGCUCCGAGAGUUCGAGGAAACGAAAACUAUCAGGCAACCAUUCUAGAAUAAUGUGUGGAAUGUCUGACGUUGAAAGGACGACGGUUGAAUGGUUC